Molecule: messenger RNA, 936 nt
Organism: Psilocybe cubensis
Lineage: Eukaryota; Fungi; Basidiomycota; Agaricomycetes; Agaricales; Agrocybaceae
Product: Putative enoyl reductase
Exons: 9
Coding region: 1-936 (311 amino acids)
Biological process (GO): very long-chain fatty acid biosynthetic process
Molecular function (GO): oxidoreductase activity, acting on the CH-CH group of donors
Source: RefSeq, a predicted model, not a curated record
AUGGUUCAAUUGACCAUCUCUGCUGCCUCUAAGCCUCCAGCUUUGGCUAGAGGCCUACCUCUCACAAUUGACGUCGCCCCUGAAGCCACUGUUCUGGACGUGAAACGCGCGAUUGUGGCCAAAUAUCCAAAGUUCACCCCUUCGCGCCAACGUAUCACCGUCAAAGGUGAUAGGAAAGGCCUUUUUGACGAGAUCAAGCUUGCGGAUGUUCUUUCUGGUAAAGAUGGAUGGGAGGUGGAGCUGAAGGAUCUUGGGGCCCAGAUUAGCUGGCAGACGGUAUUCCUUGUCGAAUACCUCGGCCCGAUGCUGAUUCACCCUGUGUUCUACCAUUUCCCUCGAUUGUGGUAUGGUGUUGACGUGGAGCAUAGUGCUCUUCAAAGAUAUAUCUAUGCAUUUGUCAUGCUUCAUUUCGCUAAAAGAGAGCUUGAGACCCUCUAUGUUCAUCGUUUCUCAAAUGAUACUAUGCCUUGGUUUAACAUUUUCAAAAAUUCGACACAUUACUGGAUCCUGAGCGGUGUCAUUUUUGCCGCUGAUAUCUACCGACCCGCCUUCUCGGCCACCUCUCCCUACAUUGUCAACACAAUCAGGGAUAAUGAGCAUUUCCUCUGGAUCGGCGCUGGACUAUGGGCUUUUGCUGAACUGUCCAAUCUCCAUACUCACUUGACCGUCAGCGCUUUGCGCCCACCUGGCACCCGCAAGAGGGGCAUUCCUUACGGCUACGGAUUUAACCUCGUCUCCUUCCCCAACUAUUUCUUCGAAACUCUCGGAUGGGUUGUUAUCACCGGAAUGUCCGGAAGUAUCGGCGUGGCUUUCUUCACUGUUGUAUCGUUCUACACCAUGGCCAUCUGGGCUAUCAAAAAGCACAAAAACUACAAGAAAGAAUUCGGUAAAGAAUACCCCAGGAACCGAAAGGCUAUUAUUCCUUUCAUUCUGUAG